Molecule: messenger RNA, 4514 nt
Organism: Galeopterus variegatus (Sunda flying lemur)
Lineage: Eukaryota; Metazoa; Chordata; Mammalia; Dermoptera; Cynocephalidae
Gene: PPP1R12B
Product: protein phosphatase 1, regulatory subunit 12B
Exons: 7
Coding region: 497-1057 (186 amino acids)
Biological process (GO): signal transduction
Cellular component (GO): cytoplasm; Z disc; A band
Molecular function (GO): protein kinase binding; enzyme inhibitor activity; phosphatase regulator activity
Source: RefSeq, a predicted model, not a curated record
AAGACAGCAUGAUUUCCAGAGGAUUUGUAUUUCUUCCUUCUGGAUAGAGUGACGGUAGUUAUUCCUAGACUCGUCUCCAGCAGGAUCCAAGGUCGUCUUUCUCUGGAUUUAACCAGCAACCUAGAGUCAGGUUUUAUUGGAGAACAAUCCUCAAUAAGAAGUAUCAUUUCAGGAGAAUCCAGGACUCAGUCUAGGCAUAAAAGGUGUCGCUCAGCACAGUACCCUCUACGGUAAGCUACCAGUCCUGAACACUUGUGGUUGAAGCUGAAUUGAAAAUAUUGAUGGAACACGCCUCUCAGACUCUGUUUAACUGUGGACUGGUGCAGAGCUCAAGACUAUAAUUUACAGGGCUGCUUUUAUCCUCUAUUUAGUUCUAUCCAAAGUCAUCUUGCAUCAACUCAAAAGGAGAAAUUCUGUGAGGGUAACCUACAGGGGCGAUUCUCAGCUUUGUGUGAAGAAACCUGUGGUUGAGUGUCUGUCUCCAUCCUGAGGAACCAUGUCCUCUUUAUAUACCCGAAGUAAAGAAUUCACUCGGAAUAGGAAAUCUCAGUCUGAUUCUCCCCCAGCAUCUCCUUCCCCGACUGCCAAGACACUCCGACAUGAAAGACUUUCUAGGUUGGAAUCAGGAGGUAGUAACCCUACAACCAGCGAUUCUUAUGGGGACCGGGCUUCAGCAAGAGCCCGUCGGGAGGCCCGGGAGGCCCGUCUAGCCACCCUGACCAGCCGUGUGGAAGAGGACAGCAACAGGGAUUAUAAAAAACUCUAUGAGGGUGCCCUGACCGAAAACCAAAAACUGAAAACAAAACUUCAGGAGGCCCAGCUAGAGCUAGCAGAUAUAAAAUCCAAGCUUGAGAAGAUGGCCCAGCAGAAACAAGAGAAGACCUCUGACCGAUCAUCAAUGCUGGAGAUGGAGAAACGGGAGAGGCGAGCCUUGGAGCGGAAAAUGUCAGAAAUGGAGGAAGAGAUGAAGGUGUUAACAGAACUGAAAUCUGACAACCAGAGGCUGAAAGAUGAAAAUGGUGCCCUCAUCAGAGUCAUCAGCAAACUGUCCAAAUAGACUAGGCUCCAGAUUUAGGAGGGAGGGAACAGCAUUUGCUGCCCUAGCCCUCUUUUCCAGCCAUCGCCUUCCAGCCAAAGGAAGUGAAUGUUUUGGUGGAAGGACACUUCUUUCUGAUCCGCUUCAGUCACCUCUUCUGCACUCUACAUCUCCACACUCUCAAUGCCCUGUUCCUCCCACACCCCUAUCCCAAGUUUUAUGACCGUUUUAAUUGAAGCAUGAUUGCGAUCAUUUGAACCAUCUGCAGAAGGCCUUGGGGGAGUCCACCAGACUCAGCGGUGGAUCCCCCAACUUCCUGCUGUUCAGUUACUCUGUCCACACUGGGUUUGGUCCAAACGUGUAACGUACCUAAACCAGAGCCCCACGGCCUUUUAUACUGACCCGGUAUCCUCUUAUAUAGGUGAGUCUUAUAGUGGCCAGUCCGGGAUCCUGUCUGGGGUGCCAAGAGAAAUAGCAGGAUGUUGAAUUAAUCAUCUGACAGCCUCUGGAACUGUGUUUCUGAUAGAGUCCAAGGUGACAGUGACUCUGCAUUGAAGCUCUCUAUUCUUCACCUCUCAGGAACUGAAUUAUUUUUUUUUUCUGUCAACAACCCAGUAACAUCCCUGAUGAGUCUUAACCCUUAUUCCUUCCUCCUUCAUGCCUAGCCCUUCCUCCAAAACUCAGAUGGCCCUGGCUUCAUUUAUUCCCUUCUGUCCUUUUUUCCUUCUCCUCCCUCAUUCCCUCACUGAUGGUGUAAAAGCUAGAACAGAGAGCACCUGAGCUCAGUUGUCUUUGGCCGUUAUGGAAAAUUAUUACUCUGGGGACUAGAAAAUCAUCCCUCUGUUGCCUCAGAGGUGGCACCACCAGCCCUCUCUCUAAAAAGCCAUACCAUGGCAUAAGUGUCAGUCCAUUGUUCUCAUAUCCCACUUGUCUUCCUUCCCCUUGCAAGGUGAUUUUAUUAGAAAUUCUGGGCUCUGAACACCCCAUUCUGCCUCACCUCCCUUUGUCCUUCUUUUCCUGUCCUCAUUCUGGCACCUUCUAAUGAGAAAUGGAGUCAUUGCGAGGAAGCAUGAGAGGUGGGGAAGGUAAGAUCGUUGGGAGAUGGACCAGGGCAUGGAAGCAGGCUGGAAAGACAUACGUGACAAAGGUAGAGUAUCUGAGGACACUCGCAACGUUGUGACAAAGAAGACAGAAGAUAGCGCCCAUUGUGCUGUGAGAAUGGUGGUGAACUUGAUUAUUUCCAGUGGUUAUAUUCAGGGGAGAAUGAUUUGCUUUCCUAGAAGCUAAUGGGAGAAAUGACUGCUUAAUAGAGGUUUAAAGGGAUGAGGUACUCUCAACCCACUGAUGGGAGUCAUGGAUUUUAGAGUGGCAAAGCCAGAGGUCAUUCGGUCCAGCUUUCCAUUGUGUCAUAGGGACGCCUGCUACUACAGCUUUGACCUGUGGUCAGAUAGCCUCUGGUGGCCCUGCAUUUAUUACUCAAAGGUGGGGCAAUUCUGAUAAACCAGAGGGUUUUUUCCUACUAUGAACUGAAGUCUGCCUGUGGAUUCUCCCUGUACAGCUCUCUGCCCUUCAGAUAUAUACUUGGUCAUCUCCCCUUAAUCUUACUUCGAACUGAUGUUUCCCUAGUCCUUUCAGUCAUUUCUCACAUGGCAUGCUUUUUGUGCCUGUCACAUCUUGGCCAUCUUCUUAUAGACGAAAAAAACCUUUUGAAAUAUGCCCUAAAUAAAUAAAUAAAUUUUAAAAAUAUCAUGCCCAGACCUGGACAGAAUACUCCACAAGUCCAGCACAAAAUUAAACUAUUAGUUCUUGAUGAUGACCCAAUGUUAAUACUUACAGUAUUUGCUUUUUGUAUCCCAUGGUUCAUUUUAAGAUUGCUGGUGAUAUUCAGUACUUAGAGGGGCUCAUUCUCUUAACAUGUUCCGCCUCUGUCAAUUUCUUUCCUGAAAAUGGUUGUAUAGUUCUCCAUGGCCCUCUGAAACAUCACUUGCUCUUUAAACUAGAAGCUAUAAUUCAAGAUCCCAAUUCCAGAACGGAAGAUAUGUCUCCUCUGGCAAAAUCUCAUUUUUAGAGUAUACAAAAUUCUUCCUUCCAUAUCCAACAGUUUUCCAAGAGGAGCUAUUUACUGUCUUGGGACGUUGUAUUACCCUGGGAGCAGCAGGAGUUCAGUUCUCAGGGAAUGCUAAGUUAGAGUGAGAGGUUUCCUAUCUUCCACUAUAAGCAUAUCCUUCAUUCUAGGGGGAGGAAAUCAACACAAGGUGUUGACUAAUUGAUUCUCCUGACACAUCCUGGAUAUUGGGGAAGAGGAGAUCACUGCCUCUUUCUUAGGAAAAGAAAAUUGGAUUACUAGGAAAACGUCUUGACCCUCUUCCAUUUGAUAGACCAGGUAAAAGGAUUGGAGUUUCCUCAGGUCUGUUUGUACCUUUCAAAAUGUGAGGCAGGUUCUCAAAACUCUCAGAUUGGUGUCAUACCCCUGCAGAUUCACCUGGCCCUUUCGUGUUAAAGAUGCCUUUUCUUGCCAGUAAGUUUCCCUUUUGACAAGAAAUUUACAAGCUUUUCAAUCUCAGGUAUACUCGAUGCUAUGGCCAAGAACUCAUGAAAAUGUCAACCUUCCGAGGUAAUCUCAGGCACUUUCUCUUAUGCAAUUAAUUUUAUUAUUGAACAGAUAAACUCUGAAUUCUGGUCUCUCUCCAGAGAAUAAAAUACCACUUCUUCACAACUGUAUUGACUGGAAGUCCCAUGACAUGGUGGUUAUAGGCCUUCUACUAGCCACCUGUUCUCUCUGGGUGCUGGCAUCAGGUCUCUCUUUUCUUGUGCUGCUUGGCCAGUUACCUGCUGUUGGUCUCUUCAGUGGCCAGAACCUCCAGUCCUCACCUGAUGGUUUGGAUACUCACAAGCACCCAGGUAGCUCAAACUGAGUGAAUAGCUACAGGUUGGCCAGUGAUGUGGGGCUCAGGUCUGUCACUUUGGAGUCUUUACGUGAAAUAUCAGAAUGGGGAAGAGAACAUUCUCAGUACAGCUUUACACCCUCUGUUCUCAUUAAUUUGAUAUUUUCCAAAAACCAAGCCACACCUUUAAGAGUAAUGAUUUGGCCAUUCCAGAGAUUUUCUGGCUGAAGUUCUUAGCCUGUUUGUCUUUCAAGGGAUGUUGAUCCUUUUCCAGAUAGUUCCAGGGUAUGAUGACCCCUAGCCCCAUCCCAGUCUCUAGUGUAAGGGUUAUGCAAAUCUCCGGGUGUUGCCUCUAAAGAAUCUGAAGAAUACAGAGAACUUGGGCUUACUGAGUACGCUAAAUCCUCUGCUGGGCCAGUCUCAUUUGAUAUUUCCUAGAACCUCCCUUCUUUUUCUGUCCAACUGCAGGAUGUGUUUGCUUUCUCUUCCAGGCUUUCCCUGGUUUCUAUCCUAGCUCCCAUCCCUUGUUUAAGGUAGUUCCUGGCCAAAUCUAUGCCCAAUUAUAACUACAAAUCUUGGUCACCAUACUGAUU